CGAAGACUACAUAGGUCAGGUGAAAGCGCAACUUAUUUAACGAAACAACGGGCCACAACCACCCAGUUAAAAAAAUCUGUAUUUUUAAAAAAGCUUGAAGAACGAAAAAGAGGGGAGGCUGUCUUGCUAGUUGAUUUAGGAGUGGCCCGGCACAGCGACGAUGAGUAACCCAUCCUCUCAAAAAGUCGUGCUGAAAAGCACCACCAAGGUGUCCCUGAACGAGCGCUUCACUAACAUGCUGAAGAACAAGCAGCCCACCCCGGUGAGUGUCCGGGCCACCAUGCAGCAGCAGCACAUGGCCAGCGCCCGCAACCGCCGUCUGGCUCAACAGAUGGAGAAUCGGCCUUCUGUACAGGCGGCACUGCAGCAGAAGCAGAGCCUGAAACAGCGGCUGGGGAAAAGCAACAUCCAGGCCCGGCUGGGAAGGCCCAUAGGACCCUUGAUGAGGGGUGGACCUGGUGCCAGGGGUUUCUCCAUGGGGGGUCUGCGGGGAGUACCUCGAGGAGCCCUUAGGGGCCGCGGUGGCCGUGGGGGUGCCAUGAGGGGGGCUCUGUCCCUCAGAGGUAUGGGCCAACUACGUGGACGAGGUGGCCCUAAUCGCUUGGGCCUUCGUCGGGGCAUGCGCCAGAGAGGGGGCCUGGGUGUCCGCGGAGGGCCUCUGACUGGGACCGGACGAGGAGGCCAGGGCUUGAGGGGCAGAGGAGGACUCGGUCUCCGAGGCCGUGGUGGCUUUGGAGGCAGGGGACGUGGCCGGGGACGCGGCAGAGGAAUGGGCCGGCCACCCGUCACUCGAGAGCAGCUUGACAAUCAGCUGGAUGCUUAUAUGUCAAAGACCAAAGGUCACCUGGAUGCCGAGCUGGAUGCCUACAUGGCUCAAGCGGAUCCCGACAGCAUGGAAUAGACUGUGCCGUUACAUAUGCAGCUACCCCGCCAGGACACUGGAAGCGAUGAGCCCAUGGCUGGUAUCACUACAUACCCUGCUCUACUGACAGACCCACGAGUCCACCCUUUUCGUGUAUGCGAAACUUUGACAGCACAGCACACAUUUGCCCUGUGCAUAUACCAAUAACCAGUAUGUGUGGCUGCUUAGCAUCCACACAUCACUGCGUUCCCACAUUCACUCAGUACAGUCAACCCUCAAAUCACUGUAGGACAGGCCUGGAUGUUACACAGCUAUACAAUUUGUUGACCUGAUAUGUAUUUUUGCAGAAAUCCUACAUUUAUGGCCUUCGUUUUGCCUUGUACAUGGGGUGGAGAAAUUUGAUAAGCAAUAGCCUUGUAAAAAUUAAACUGCCAGGAAGGUUAAAUGUUACAUGCAGUCGUCCAAAGAGAAGGGUUUGACUGAGCUUCUUGGAGCAGGGCUUUUGUCCUGUAUUUGAUGUGCUUAGUUGCACUAAAUCUAGUGCUCAUUGGCUAACAUUUUAAAUGACUUGACCAUAGUUUUUAGAUUUUGACAGAUUUAUAGCCCAGUACUAUACUUAUGGUUUUGCAACCAAUGUACAAGUCAUCUACCCCUGACUUAACCAUCUUUCAGUGACUGGUGAAUAUAUACAUAUAAAAAGAAUUUUGCUGUUACUGUUUUCCUCCAAAAAAUUGUUUGCUUUGAAGUGUUUGUUUUAACAUUGUAUGGUUGUUCAAGACAAGUCAGCCCCUGGUAUCUGGUGUUUAAAGUGCUUUUUGAGUCUCUCUCCCUCAUUUGAGGUUCUUCAUUUCAGAGGUACUGGAAGUACUAAUCGUGGUGGGGUCUCUUGAGUGCACCAAAGUUGAUGCCUUUUGCAGUCUCAACAGUUUGAUUUGUAUUGUGAAAUUUAUUUUGGAAUGUUACCAAUAAGGUUUUUUUUUUUAAACAUCACUUGUACAAUCUGGGUAGUGUAAAAGCUCAAUGGAUGUUUGUGUAAAUAUGGCUUGAUAUAAAGUGUUUAUUUGAACUGAAA
Messenger RNA from Paramormyrops kingsleyae, 1934 nucleotides. Its product is annotated as chromatin target of PRMT1 protein-like. Lineage: Eukaryota; Metazoa; Chordata; Actinopteri; Osteoglossiformes; Mormyridae. The record is from RefSeq and is a predicted model, not a curated record.